CUGGCCUUCGUGGCCAUGGCCGUCGCCUGCUCCGCGGCCGUGCACUGGCAGCUGCGGCGCGAGACCAUGGAGCGCGCCGAGCUGAGGCUCGUCAGCAUGUGCGAGGAGCGGGCCAGGAUGCUGCAGGAGCAGUUCGGGGUCACCGUCAACCACGUGCACGCGCUCUCCAUCCUCAUCUCCAUCUUCCACUUCGAGAAGAACCCAUCGGCAAUCGACCAGGAUACAUUCGCGAAAUACACGGCAAUGACAUCGUUCGAGCGUCCGUUGCUGAAUGGGAUUGCGUACGCGGAGCGCAUCUUCCCUCACGAGAAGGAAAUGUUCGAAAGAAAGCACGGAUGGAUCAUGAAGACGAUGAAUCGAGAGGCUGCGCCUCUGCAAGAAGAGUAUGCCCCGGUGAUUUUCUCCCAGGAUACCGUCUCCUACCUUGCGCGCAUGGACAUGAUGUCUGGGGAGGAGGACCGAGAAAACAUCUUGCGAGCGAGGACUACGGGCAAGCCUGUAUUGACAAAUCCAUUUCGGCUUCUCGGGUCAAACCAUUUGGGCGUAGUGCUCACUUUUGCUGUGUAUCGCCCUAAUCUACCCGCCGAUGCUUCAGUCGAGCAACGUGUGGAAGCAACUGCCGGUUAUCUUGGUGGAGCUUUUGAUGUGGAGACACUUGUGGAGAAUUUGUUGAGUAAACUUGCUGGCAAUCAGGAUAUAUUGGUGAAUGUGUACGAUGUCACAAAUGCUUCAGAACCUAUGGCUAUGUAUGGAUCUCAAACACCAGAUGAUAAAGUGGGCCUCUUGCAUGUUAGCAUGCUUGAUUUUGGAGAUCCGUUUAGGAGGCAUGAAAUGAGGUGCAGCUAUACACAAAAGCCUCCUUUACCAUGGUCUGCCAUUAGUAAUCCUCUGGGCACUUUCGUCAUAUGGAUGCUUGUGGGUUAUAUAAUUUGUGCUGCAUGGUCUCGGUAUGACAAAGUUACAGAGGAUUGUAGAAAGAUGGAGGAGCUCAAAACUCAAGCGGAAGCUGCUGAUAUUGCAAAGUCUCAGUUCCUGGCAACUGUAUCACAUGAAAUCAGAACUCCUAUGAAUGGCGUCCUCGGAAUGCUGGACAUGCUUUUGGGGACAGAUCUGACUAUGACUCAGAAGGAUUUUGCUCAGACUGCUCAGGGUUGUGGCAAAAAUUUGAUAAGACUGAUAAAUGAUGUACUUGAUCGAGCAAAGUUUGAGGCUGGAAGGUUGGAACUUGAGGCAGUGCCUUUCGACUUGCGAUCACUAUUGGACGAUGUGAUCUCUUUGUUUCCUUCAAAGUUAAAAGAGAAGAGCAUAGAGCUUGCAGUGUUUGUGUGUGAUGAUGUCCCAAAACUUGUCAUUGGUGAUCCUUGGAGAUUUCAACAGAUAGUAACAAAUUUAGUGGGCAACGCAGUCAAAUUCACAGAACGGGGUCAUGUUUUUGUGCGGGUCUCUUUGGCUGAACAGUCAAAUGUGGAAACUUGUCGGGUCCCUAAUGUAACCCUAAACGGAAAAGAUUGUAAAGUUGAGUCCACAGCUAAUGGUGCCUUCAAUACAUUGAGUGGGUUUCAAGCUGCGGAUGAACGAAAUAGCUGGGAAUAUUUUAAGCUGCUGCUCUCUGAUAAGGAGUUACCUUCGAAUGAGCUUGAGGGUGAAAAAUGUAACCAAAUGGAUGCCGAUCAGGUGACCUUGAUGAUAAGCAUUGAAGAUACAGGUGUUGGUAUCCCACUGCAUGCACAAGAUCGUGUUUUUACGCCUUUUAUGCAGGCGGAUAGUUCAACUUCAAGGAACUAUGGUGGAACUGGCAUUGGUUUAAGCAUCAGCAAAUGUCUGGCCGAACUUAUGGGCGGGCAAAUAAGUUUCACUAGCCGUCCUUCCAUUGGCAGUACAUUUACAUUCUCAGCUGUUGUGAAGCGUGCAUCCGAAGAUACUUCAAGUGAUUCAGAGAGGAGCCUUUGCGAGGCACUACCAACUGCCUUUAGGGGAAUGAAGGCGAUCUUGGUAGAUGGGAAACCUGUACGUAGUGCUGUCACUAGAUAUCACCUUAACAGGUUGGGAAUAACUGUUCAAGUUGUGAAUAAUAUGAGUAUGGGAGUUCAGGCCUUUGGGCAAAACGGUGCAACAGAGUCAAGAGAAAAACCCUCCAUGAUUUUUAUUCAGAAUGACAUCUGGAGGCCUGAGACAGAUAUUCAGCUAUUGAAUCGGUUACAUGCUCUCAGGAUGAAUGGUCAAGUUCACGAGUUGCCCAAAUUGAUCCUCUUGGUCACAUCUGAAGCUGAUAAAGACAAGUACGGAUCCACGUUCAAUGCUGUGCUGUGUAAGCCUAUCAGAGCAAGCACAAUAGCUUCUUGUCUGCAACAGCUGCUACAAGUGGAGAUUCCUGUAAGGAAAGAAAAUCAAAAUAGGCCCUCAUUUCUCCGUAACCUGUUGGUUGGGAAGAAUAUAUUGGUUGUGGAUGAUAACAAGGUAAACCUGCGAGUUGCUCACGCUGCACUAAAGAAGUAUGGUGCCAAGGUUCAUUGCGUUGAAAGUGGCAAGGAUGCCAUCUCCUUGCUUCAACCACCACACUUCUUCGAUGCAUGUUUUAUGGAUGUUCAAAUGCCUGAGAUGGAUGGGUUUGAGGCAACCAGGCAAAUAAGGGAAAUGGAGAAGAAAGCGAAUGAGGAAAAGAGAGAGCAGUCGACUUCAGCGGAAGGUUCAACAUCUGCGGAUUGGCAUUUGCCUGUUCUGGCAAUGACUGCUGAUGUUAUUCAGGCAACCUACGACAAGUGUAUAAAAUCGGGAAUGGAUGGGUACGUGUCGAAACCAUUCGAUGAACAGCAGCUAUACCAAGCGGUCUCCAGAUUAGUGGUGGGAACAACUGAUCCGGCUCCAUGAUCUGCUCGAUUGGCUGGAUCCAGGCCUCGUUAGUUGAAGUGGUGUCAAGCUGACUCUGACUCUUACAGUAGACGGAAAGGUGGAGAAGGUACCUUGAGCUAGUGAAGUUCGUUGCAGCAGCGGUACCGAUGAUGCACAUUUCUGCUGCAGACCAGGGGCAUUGCAGCCAUGGUAACGAUGAUGCGUCGCGGUCGGCAUUUCGGCUGCAGCCCAGGGGAGAACACGAAGAAGGUACCUUGAGAUAGGUAGAUUAGGCCUUUUUUUUUGUUUUGGUGUUGGUAGGCAGAUGUAUGUUGUUGUAUGUCCUGUCUGUUCAUUCUUUGAAAAUAUAACACCUCUGUGCUGCACUCCCCCGAGUUUCAGAGCCUGUGAAAAGAAAGAAAUGGUCGACUUUUCAA
Molecule: messenger RNA, 3266 nt
Organism: Lolium rigidum
Lineage: Eukaryota; Viridiplantae; Streptophyta; Magnoliopsida; Poales; Poaceae
Product: probable histidine kinase 6
Exons: 11
Coding region: 16-2868 (950 amino acids)
Biological process (GO): phosphorelay signal transduction system; phosphorylation
Molecular function (GO): phosphorelay sensor kinase activity
Source: RefSeq, a predicted model, not a curated record